GCUAGAAACCCAGUCGAGCAGAAUAAAGUACAGAGGAAGAGAGAGAGCUAAAGAGAAAGAAACCCAGAAAGGAUAGGAAUCGACACCGCAGCUUCCAUCUCCAACCUCGUUUUCGUGCACGAGUGUAUAAGUUGUUAACUCUAGCUCUUUCCCCUGCUUAAAAUUUGGGUAACAGAGCAGAACAGAGGAGCAAGAAGCAGGAUUUGAUAAUGACUAUAGCUUCCAUUCUCUGCUUCUAUUUCUUCUUUCUCUUCUUUAUUGUUCUCAGUUACUCCCAGACACAAGCAGCUCCAGCAGGAGGCCGAUGGGAAUUACUACAGAGAAGCAUUGGGUUAUCAGCGAUGCACAUGCAAUUGCUCAACAAUGACCGUGUCGUCAUCUACGAUCGCACCGACUUCGGCCUUUCCAAUCUCUCCUUGCCCAUCGGCAAAUGCCGAGAAGAUCCAGCUGACACAUUCCUCAAACACGACUGUACCGCACACUCUGCCGAGUACGAUGUCCGUACUAAUUCUAUACGGCCACUUAUGGUCAAAACUGAUGUCUGGUGCUCCUCCGGCGCCGUCUUACCCGACGGCCGCCUCCUCCAGACGGGUGGUUUCAACGACGGAGAACGCGCAAUCAGAACUUUCUGGCCGUGUAGCGACUGUGACUGGGAGGAGAUCCCACUUGGACUUAUCGUCAGACGGUGGUACGCCACCAAUCAUGUGUUACCGGACGGACGUGUCAUCGUCAUUGGUGGUCGCCGGCAAUUCAAUUACGAGUUCUACCCUAAAUCAAAAUCCACUAACAGGGUCUUCCCUUUGCCUUUUCUAGCUCAGACGAACGACCCACAUGAAGAGAACAAUCUCUACCCUUUCGUUCACCUCAACGUAGACGGAAACUUAUUCAUCUUCUCCAACAAUCGAGCAAUCUUGCUCGACUACACUAAGAAUUUAGUGGUGAAAAAUUUUCCGGCGAUACCUGACGGCGGCCACCCUCGAUGCUACCCCAGCACGGGUUCCUCUGUUUUGCUUCCAUUGACCAAUUUACAGAAACCCGAAGCUGAAGUCCUUAUCUGCGGUGGAGCUCCGCGAGGAUCAUAUCGUGACGUUAACACAUCAAGGAUCUUCAUCGAAGCCUUGUCGACAUGCGGUAGGAUCCGAAUUACUGACCCGAAUCCAACUUGGUUUAUGGAAACAAUGCCACUUCCGAGAGUGAUGGGAGACAUGACCUUACUCCCCACCGGCGAUGUCUUAAUCAUCAAUGGAGCAGCAAGAGGGUCUGCCGGGUGGGAGAAUGGUAAGGACCCUGUUUUGAACCCGGUUCUCUACCGACCCGGUAACCUACCUGGGUCUCGGUUUGAGAAACAAAACCCAAGUUCCAUUCCACGUCUAUACCAUUCCAGUGCUAUCCUACUCCGUGAUGGUAGAGUCUUGGUCGGAGGAAGCAAUCCCCACAUGUUCUAUAACUUCACCGGCGUUUCUUUCCCGACGGACUUAAGCUUAGAGGCAUUCUCACCGGCGUAUUUAGCACCGGAAUAUUCGAAAUUCAGGCCAAGGAUUAUAUCUCCGGUGUCACAAACGAAGAUAAGUUAUGGGCAGAAACUGGUAGUACGGUUCUCAGUUUCAGGUCCUGUGAAUCUGAAGUGGGUAUCAGUGACAAUGGUGGCUCCAUCAUUCACGACUCACUCAUUCUCCAUGAAUCAGAGACUAUUGGUGCUGAGUGGCAGAAAUGUGACGCCGCUGCCGCUGCCGCCACCGAUACCGCCGGCAGCGGAAUUGGUAUAUGAUGUUGCAGUCACAAUUCCAAAUUCAACUUUCCUGGCACCUUCUGGGUAUUAUCUUCUAUUCGUGGUUCAUCGAGAGAUACCCAGUGAGGGGAUUUGGGUUCAAAUUCUAUGGAAAUAGUAGUCUAGUUUUAAUUAAUUUGAUUUGGGUUAUUAUGUUUAUAAUAUUAAUUAGUAGCCAGGUAUGUUCUUUUAUGAGAAGAAGAUGUAAAAGCUUGUCAUCAUAUGGUAGUGAAUGGGAAGAUCACGGACAAGAAUAAUGAAAUAGACACACUAAGAUUCAACGUUCA
Macadamia integrifolia is the source of this 2055-nucleotide messenger RNA. RefSeq names its product aldehyde oxidase GLOX-like. Lineage: Eukaryota; Viridiplantae; Streptophyta; Magnoliopsida; Proteales; Proteaceae. The record is from RefSeq and is a predicted model, not a curated record. The transcript has a single exon. Bases 210 to 1886 code for a protein of 558 amino acids.